AUUUUUUGUAUAGUAAAAAGUUAUACAAUAAUAUAAAGUCUUUAAUAUGUAAUGAUACCUACAAUUUUUUUGAAGUUAAAGUUGAAUAAUCAGUUAAUAACGAUUUACGUUUAUACAUUUACAGCUAUAGAAAAAUGUACUACAGCGAUAUUAAAAUAUAGACAUGAAGUUGAUGGUAAAACGUUUAAGUACGAUGAAAACAAUCACUACCAAUGUCUCUUGGCGACAUAUGAUAUGGCUGUGUUAAAUAAUCCCAAAAGAGAGAAGUCCAAAUUAUUCGGGAAAAUUUAUGAAAAGUACAAAUCAGAGGCACCGAAAGGAAAUAUACACAACUUCUACCUGUAUAAUGUCGAAGUUUUUAAAAUAUUGUUUGACACCUAUGGCUGGUUAACUCCUUCUAAGUUGUGCAAACAUUUUCUUUCCAACGAAAAUACAGAGUCUACGAAUAUUAAAAAAGAAAAUACCGUUGAAUAAGAAGGAGACAAGCCGUACUUUUCCUUUUAGUACUAGUUAACUAUCUUGUAUGUGGAAAUUUGUAAUUAAAAAUAAAAAACAUAAUAAUCCCGGUAACCACUUGCUUUACCAUUACAUCUUGUAAGUUACAAGUGCAAUUCAUCACUUUUAAAUUAUUUAUAUAUUUAUUUAUCUACUUGGUGUCUAUAAUUUUUAGUUUGAUUAAAUUGUUUCAAUAUUUCUUUAAAAUUAAUAAAUACCUUUAAUGUACCAAAGUAUUUGGAAUAUAUCAUUGCUGUUAUACCAUAUUACUCAUUACAAAUUAUAAAUAAAUUUGAAUUGAAUAUUU
Acyrthosiphon pisum (pea aphid) is the source of this 802-nucleotide messenger RNA. RefSeq lists its product as uncharacterized. The transcript has 9 exons. Lineage: Eukaryota; Metazoa; Arthropoda; Insecta; Hemiptera; Aphididae. The coding region runs from base 52 to 474 and encodes 140 amino acids. The record is from RefSeq and is a predicted model, not a curated record.